AUGGAGAGUUUACAUACAGCCAUCUGGAUCUUUGCCCUGCCUUACUUGAUUCUGGCUUUUUACUCCAAUGACCCAGCUGGCAUGAGGUGCCACCUGGAAACGCCAAACCUUAAGGGGGUGACCCUACCAGGAGAUGUACUAAUAGGAUUUUUAUUCACUUUACAUGUGGACCAAAUUCACUACAAAGUUUCCUUCAGAGAACGGCCUCCAGAGACCACCUGUACAACGUUCUUGUUGGAAAACUUUCAGGCACUACAAGCUAUAAUAUUUGCCAUUGAGGAGAUCAAUAAUAACUCCAACAUCUUACAGAAUGUAACCCUCGGCCUCCAAGCCUAUGAUUCGUGUAACGUUCUUCAGCAGACUGUGAAGGCAACGCUACAAAUAGUAACAGGACUUGAUACGACUGUUCCCAACUAUCGAUGUCUUCCAAAUUCUCCUCUCACUGCUGUUCUCGGUCCCUCAUAUUCAACGCCAGCAAUCACAACAGCUCAUAUUCUGGGGCUUGGCAGAUUUCCACAGAUAAGCCAGUGGUCUACCAGUCCUCUACUGAGCGAACGGAAAAAAUUCCCAUCCUUUUUCAGGACAGUGCCGAGUGAUUCAUUCCAAUCUCGUGGACUUGCACAAUUGAUUUUGCAUUUUGGUUGGUCAUGGGUUGGACUUAUUGCUGCAAACGAUGACUAUGGCCAACAAGGAAUCCAGCUGAUCAGACAAGAUAUAGUCAAGGCUGGGGCUUGUGUGGCAUACAGUGAAAACAUUCUACUGAACCAACCAGAUCAUAAUGCUCCACAUAUAGUAAAUGUGAUUAAAAGAUCUACUGCCAAAGUUGUGGUGGCCUUCUGUAAUGCAGUAGAUCUGAUCAUUGUCUUGGGUGAAUGGUCAAGACAAAAUGUCUCCAAGAAGAUACUGAUUGCCAGUGAAGCAUGGUCAACAAUCAACCUUGUUUCUUUCGAGAAAUAUACAAACCAUCUUACUGGUACCAUUGGACUAACUUUUUUUAGUGGGACACUGCCAAACUUUAAAGAGUUUCUCAACAAGAUCAAUCCUUUCACUUCUAUUGGUGGAGACUGGAUUAAGAUAUUUUGGGAGAACACUUUUAAAUGCACAUUUGCCCAUAACGUAAACCUCACAUCAGCUUUGGAGACCUCAGAAGGAGAGUGCACAGGGUCUGAAAAACUAGACGAGAUACACAACACCUACAUGGAUGUCUCUACACUAAGUUCCCCCUAUAAUCACUACACUGCGGUCCAUGUGGUGGCCAAAGCUUUGGAAGAUCUUCGAAAAUGCCCUGAGGACAAAGGCCCAUUUGCUGAUGCAAACUGUGCAGAUAAGUGGAAUUUUAAACCUUGGCAGCUCCUGUACUAUAUGAAAAUGGUGAGAUAUAUGCAAAGUAAUGGAAGGGAACUCUACUUUGAUGAAAAUGGUGACCCACCUGCCGCAUAUGACAUAGUGAACUGGCAGCUGAGCCCAGAAGGUAAAAUACAACAAGUCAAAGUUGGAAGUUAUGACACCGCAGCACCUCCAGGAGAAAUUUUUACCAUAAACACAAGUGCCAUUGUGUGGUCAAUAGAAGAUCACCAGAGUUCAGUCUGCAGCGAGAGCUGUCCUCCAGGAUUUCGUAAGGUUGCCAUAAGUGGGCAACCUGUCUGCUGUCAUGACUGUGUCCCCUGUCCACCGGGAGAGAUUUCCAACCAGACAGACACCAUCAACUGCCUGAAGUGCCAGUGGGAUCAUUGGCCAAAUUCUCAGAAAUCCAGAUGUCUUCUAAAACCUAUAGAGUAUCUCUCAAAUGAAGAUCCACUGGGACAAACAUUAACUGCCAUUAGCAUCAUUUCCUCUCUGGUUUCAUUUGCCGUUAUGAAACUUUUUAUACAGUUUAAGGCAACCCCUUUAGUUAAAGCUAACAAUUAUUAUAUCAGCUGUCUUCUCUUGGUCUCCCUCUCCUUGUGCUUUCUCUGCCCUGUAAUUUUUAUUGGUUAUCCUCAGCGUGAGAGGUGUCUCCUGCGUCAGAUUGCUUUUGGAAUGAUUUUUGCUCUCUGCAUCUCAUGUGUUUUGGCCAAGACCUUGAUUGUAAUAUUUGCUUUUAUAGCCACCAUGCCAGACAGUAAUCUCAGAAAGUGGGCAAACCCAAAAGUGUCUUACAUGGUCAUUGCAAUGAGUUCAUUCUUACAAUUAGUUUUGUGUGUAGUCUGGUUGUGUAUUGCUCCUCCAUUCCCAGAAUACAACACACAAUCUAAACCUGGAAUAAUUAUUAUUGAAUGUAAUGAAGGAUCACCCAUUGCCUUCUGGACCAUGUUGGGUUACCUCUUUCUUCUGGCCUCCAUUAGUUUUAUUGUUGCCUUCCUGGCUCGUAGACUUCCUGACAGUUUCAAUGAGGCCCAGUUUAUUACCUUCAGCAUGCUAGCUUUCCUCAGUGUCUGGAUAUCCUACAUCCCAGCAUCCCUCAGUGCACAGGGCAAAUAUACGGUGGCCAUGGAGAUCUUCGCCAUCUUGGCCUCCAGUUGGGCUCUUAUCACCUGCAUGUUUUUCCCAAAAUGUUUUAUCAUCUUGUUUAGACCCGACAUGAACACUAAAGAAUUUCUAAUGAGAAACAACAUUUAUAAAAGAUAGCUU
Molecule: messenger RNA, 2610 nt
Organism: Rana temporaria (common frog)
Lineage: Eukaryota; Metazoa; Chordata; Amphibia; Anura; Ranidae
Product: extracellular calcium-sensing receptor-like
Exons: 6
Coding region: 1-2607 (868 amino acids)
Biological process (GO): G protein-coupled receptor signaling pathway
Cellular component (GO): membrane
Molecular function (GO): G protein-coupled receptor activity
Source: RefSeq, a predicted model, not a curated record